This is a messenger RNA of Dermatophagoides farinae (American house dust mite), 4249 nucleotides long. RefSeq lists its product as uncharacterized. Gene Ontology annotation, cellular component: membrane. The record is from RefSeq and is a predicted model, not a curated record. Gene Ontology annotation, molecular function: ATP hydrolysis activity; ATP binding; ABC-type transporter activity. Lineage: Eukaryota; Metazoa; Arthropoda; Arachnida; Sarcoptiformes; Pyroglyphidae. Gene Ontology annotation, biological process: transmembrane transport.
AAACAACACACCAAACAACAAUUAUCAAUAUAUCAAUAAAUUGAUUCGAUACAUCAUUCCAUACGAUAUAUCGCGAUAAUAUGGAUUCCAGUUCCAGACAUUAUAAAAAAGGAUUGCAAUUUGAAGAAAAUGGUUUUUAGUUUUUUUUUAUUUGUUAUCAUCAUCAUCAUCAUCAUCGUGAUUAUGAAUCAUGGCAUCGUUGAAACGAAUUAAAUUUUCAGCAACAAAUCUUGAAUUUAGUGAUGGUUAUUAUUAUGAUGAUCAUGAUUGUUGUAAUGUUGCGAUGGCAUGGAAAAAUCUCCGUUAUGAAGUGAAUAAUCGAUUCAUUGGUGGUAGUGGACGAAAAGUGAUUCUACGACGUAUGAAUGGCCAUCUUGAAUAUAAUAGUCUAAAUGGAUUUCUUGGACCAAGUGGUGCCGGUAAAAGUACACUUCUUAAUUGUUUGAAUGGCACAUAUCGAUCUGGACUCAGCGCCGAUUCGGAAAUCUACAUCAACCGACAAGAGAAUGAUAAACCGAGAAUAAGAUACAUUCAACAACAUGUCCAUGAAACGAUAAUCGGUUCGAUGACAGUUCGUCAGGUGCUUUACUAUGCCUUUCGAUUCAACAAUAGCUACAAGCAUGGUGGAUCCGAAAUGGAUAAACAGAUGACCAAUGUCCUCGAUCAACUGUUGCUCGAUCACAAAGUUCUCGACAGAAGGUUUGAUCUUUGCAGUGGAGGUGAACAAAAACGUAUUGCUCUUGCCCAAGAAUUGAUGUCACUGAAGGCGCCGAAAUUUUUGUUCGUCGAUGAACCGACCACAGGGUUGGAUAGUCAUGCCGCAUUGUUGAUGGUACGUUGUCUACGAAAGUUGGCUGACAAUCCACAGAAUCGAAUGACUAUUCUGGCAUCGAUACAUUCGCCCAACUCGGACAUUCUCAAAUUGUUCGACAAACUCUACAUAUUGGCAAAAGGUGGUGUCUGCAUCUACUCUGGAUUGCCAACAUUGUUACAGCAGAAUCUUCACGAACAUAUUGGGCUAGUGCAUGAUCGAAGCAAACCGCCGAUCGAAGAAUAUCUGGCCAUCGCCUGCAAAGGAACUGGCGAUGAAAAUGUUCGUCGAUUAGUAGAAGCUACCUGGUCACAACAACAAACCGAAUUGAAACAAAUGAUACCACAGAUGAAAUUUCUACCACAAGGAGUCAUUGUCGACCACAAACUUUUCUCAGCUGGAGAUUUCCUUCUUCAAAUCACACGAAUGUGUCAAUUAACGUUCAUCAAACAAAUCAAUUCGAGAAUCAUCACCAUAUUCUUGUUGUCUCUAGUCUGUUUCAUUCAUUCGAAUUUAUUCGAUCAAGAUAUCAUAAAGCCAGAUACUUGUGUGUCAGCUGUUGACUUCACCAAGCCUGAAAAUAAUCAAACUUGUCAAGACGAAUUGGACGAUAAUAAUCGAAUCGAAUUCUAUGCUUUUUAUCAAAGUCUGAUUCUUAUGUUGAUUGGUUAUUCACUGAGUGGUAUUAGUAGUUUGACAUUCUCAUCAUUGAUAAAAAUAUUCAAGAAUGAACAUCGUAAUGGUUGGUACAGUGUUGGUGUUUCCUAUUGGUCAGUCAUAAUUGUUCGAUUGAUUGAUUUUACCAUUCUGGCAUUACAUGUGACAAUAAUGAUGUAUUUUUUGAUCGAUCAUACUCAUGUUGAUGAUGGCCAAUUCAAUUGGUAUCGAUUUGGCAAUUUUUUCCUAUUUAUUUGGAUGUUUAUCUUUUACAUACAAUCAUUGGGACAAUUAUUUAGCAUUAUAUUCACAAAUUUCUUGGAUAUUGCCGUUUCAUUAUCGUUCGUUGCAUAUGCAUCACUGGAUUUCAACAAUGGUUAUAUGUUUCCGGAUAAUUAUAUUGUCAUGACCGCUAGUAAAAUUCUCAAUGAUUUUAUUGGAAGCAAAUACAUACGAAAUGGAUUACUUUAUUCAUUUUAUGGUAUCGAUCGAUGUGAUACGGAUGAAAUAUCCUCUGUUCUUAUUGAUCAUGAUAUCAAUCCAAAUACUGUCUAUAGGAAUCUCUAUCAAAUCCUGAUCAAUUCGAUCGCUUUAAGAAUGUUGACAUUGUUCAUAAUGAUGUCGAAAUUUCAAAGUUGGUCAUUUUCAUCAUCGAAACGAUUAUCACAACGUUUAAAUCCCAAAGAUUUCCUCAGAAUUGAUUAUGAAAAUAGUACAGAUUUAAAAUCAUUCAAAACGUCAAUCGAAACAAAUGAACGAAAGAAAUCGAGAGAAGAAAUUGAAUUUGAAAAAUUCUCCAAAGAUAAAAUCAUCAUAGCUUGGCGAUCAUUGAGUUUGUUCAAUUCCAGUUCCAUAUUCGAAUUGCGUUCGGCUUUAAAACUUGAACAACCCAAGUAUAUACUGCGUAAUCUGAAUGGCCAAUUUCGUUUUGGAACAUUGAAUGCUUUGAUGGGCACGUCUGGAGCUGGCAAGACUUCUUUCCUCAAAGUGUUGAAUGGCCGGGACAAGACUCGAUUGAGCACUGAAACCGAAUUCUAUGUUAGCAAGUUCACUCCACUAAGAACCUGUUAUAUAACUCAAGAGAUUUCUUGUCAUCUGACAUCGGGAUUAACGGCACUUCAAAGUCUCAUCUAUGCAAGCAAAUUGAAAAACCUCGGUGAAAAUAUCGAUCAUAAACACAUGGCCAUGGCCAUGUUGGAAGAACUGGACAUUGCCGACACAGCCAAUACAUUGGUCAAUAAAUGUUCUGGUGGUCAACGAAAACGAUUGGCAUUGGCUUUGGAACUAAUGUCGCUACGAAUGCCCAAUUUCAUUUGCAUCGAUGAACCAACCAGUGGUUUAGAUUCGAGUUCGGCCGAAGUGAUCAUUACAUGUUUACGGAAAAUGUCACAUAAGCACAACAUCACCAUCGUGGCAGCCAUUCAUCAACCGAAUACUGAGAUGCUUAUGCUAUUUGAUCAGGUCUACAUUCUGGCCAGAGGUGGUGUAUGCAUCUUUUCAGGACCACCAUCACAAAUCACUGACCAUCUCCAGCAAGUUUGCAGCGAUGAUCGUGGCUAUAAAGAUGAAAAAUUUGCCGUCGAAGAAAUGAUGAAAUUUUCUUGUUUGAAUCACUUGAAUCCUCAAAUCAGAAUACUGGCUCAAUCUUCAAAUGUAUUGAUUCGAGAUAAUCAUUUUGAAAAUCAACUAAUGACUGAUACUCAAUUCGUUUUAGACGGGUUACCUAUCAAUCGAACCAGAUUUUCAUUACAUUCAGUCAUCAUAUUGAUUGAACGACAAUUUUAUUAUUACAUUGGAAGUUCUAUCACCCAAUUUCUUCUAUUCUUUUUCCUAUGUUUUAGCUUUGUAAAUGGUUUGAUAUUGAAAAGUUUGAUCAAUCCUUCUAUGGUAUUUCGUAGUGGUUGUAUGAGUUUAGACGAAGAUUUGAGCAACUGUAAUCGUUCGAAAGAUGAAAGAAUGGAACUUUUAAUCAAUUAUAAUUAUAUCAAUCAUCUUCAAGAUAGUUUUGGCCUGAUUAGUUGUUUCUUUUUCGCCGCAAUGUUUGUUUCACAACGAAAUUUAUUCAAAAUUGAACAUCGAAAUGGAUGGUACAGUUCUGGUGCAUUUUAUCUAACGAAAGCCGUAUCUGAAAUGAUUAUAGCUUUACCGGUUAUCGUAAUGUAUCCGAUUAUAAUCGAUAUUUAUUAUCCAAUUCGAACUUAUGUUUGGUACAAUAUGAUAAUGAUCACCAUAUUACCAAUGAUUGCAUUUCAAGGUGCCAGCUAUACAUUAUCCAUAUUGUUUGGACAUAAUCCAUUGAUGUUAUACAUUUCUAUUCCGGCCCUAUUAUUGUUAUCGAUUAUCUGUACAGUAACGCCAUAUGCAUUAUCACAUUUUGCAUUCAAAUUGAUUACGACAUUCAAUCUUUUCCGUUAUCAAAUCGAAGCUAUAUUGUUCUUGGUAUUUGGUUUUAAUCGAUGUGGCCAUAGAGAAGUACAGGUUUUAUUGUACCGGUUAGGACUGCAGCAUGAUGAUUAUUUCUAUCAUUGUAUCGUGAUGACUGCCAUCAAUGCUUUGCUAUAUCAAACAAUAGCACUAUCAUUAUUUUGUAUCAUCCAUAAUCCAUUCGAAAAUCGUCGUAAACGUAUUGAACGUAUUCGAUAUCUGAAUCAACGACAAUUGCCAUCAAAAGUAAUGAUACCUGGUCUUGGCUGUUCGAAUGAUUUCACAAUUAAAACAAUUUCAAUUUAAUUUUUUUCGCACUUUAUUAACCCAUUGACUGCCAAGCGGCACAUAUGUGUG